AUGGAUCUAGAACCUGCAACGCCCUUCUUUGAAGGAAGUACUACACCACCACCACUUUUCGGACAUCCUCCCGCUUUGAAUAAAAUGGCUUCUACCGGAAAUAUUCCUCAAAGGAAAGAUUCAAAAGAUUUCGAUAUAGUAGAAACUUACCAAAGACUUCUCAACGAUGAUUCAGAUAUUACUAUGCCAGUCGCUGCAAUCGAAGCACUCAUCGAACUCCUUGCAUCCUCUAGCUCGGUCACCGUUUACGAAACUCUCGAUUUAGUUAAAACCCAAUCCGAUUAUUUGAAAUCCCGAAUCCCCAAUUCGAUAUCAUUAUCUGCCGGAACAGAUUUAUUUCAAAGAUAUAUGAUACAAUCAUUAAAACCUUCAAGUACGGGUAAUUUCGAAACUGUACGACAACAUCUUUUGAGUAAUGGAAGAUUGUUUGUUAGUAGGGCAAAGGCGGCUAGAUAUAAUAUUGCUAUGUACGGAAGAGAUUUUGUAAGAGAUGGAAGUGUAGUUUUGACUCAUGGGGGAAGUAGAGUUGUGGGAGCUUUAUUAGAUAAAGCAGCAGAGUCGAGAGCUAGUGGUGGAAAUACGAGGUUUAAGGUCAUUUAUGUUAUGAAUGAUGCUAGGACUGUGGAGAGUAAAGCAGUUGUUGCAUCAUUAAGGGCUAAAGGUGUACCGGUCGCUACUAUAUCAGAAGGUGCUGUUGGAUAUGCGAUGGGAAAAGUCGAUUUGGUUAUUGUUGGUGCGGAAGGCGUAGUAGAAAAUGGAGGAGUCAUUUCGAGGUUGGGAACAUAUCAAAUUGCCUUAUUGGCGAAAGCGGCAGGGAAACCAUUCUAUGUCGCUGCGGAAAGUCAUAAGUUUGUGCGUUUAUAUCCUUUGGGGCAAUAUGAUCUUGGCAUUGAUCAAGAGGUCAUUGAUUUCCGUACUGAAGAUGAUGAAGAGGAGAAAUCAGGGGAUAUGACCCCGAAAAUUGAGGAGAGGAUGGAAUAUUUUGACGGAACUAAAAUUGAGAUAUCAAAACCGGAUGCUGUUGAUGCAGUGGACUUUACGGCAAGUCAUUCCAAUGCAUAUUUUGAUAAGAUGCUAAUUGUUUUGUAG
Sclerotinia borealis F-4128 is the source of this 1089-nucleotide messenger RNA. The record is from the annotation of a GenBank genome assembly. NCBI's taxonomy places the organism in Eukaryota, Fungi, Ascomycota, Leotiomycetes, Helotiales, Sclerotiniaceae.